This is a messenger RNA of Bipolaris oryzae ATCC 44560, 426 nucleotides long. RefSeq lists its product as uncharacterized. The transcript has a single exon. The record is from RefSeq and is a predicted model, not a curated record. Gene Ontology annotation, biological process: purine nucleobase metabolic process. The coding region runs from base 1 to 426 and encodes 141 amino acids. Lineage: Eukaryota; Fungi; Ascomycota; Dothideomycetes; Pleosporales; Pleosporaceae. Gene Ontology annotation, molecular function: hydroxyisourate hydrolase activity.
AUGUCGGGCAAUCCCCCCACAAAACCCCCAAUCACAUGUCACGUCCUCGACACAACAAUCGGCCGCCCCGCCGCUAACAUCCCCGUAACCCUUACUUUAUACCCCUCCCCCUCUUCCACCACCACCACCUCCUCCAGCUCAACCCUAACCUUCACCGCAACAACCAACACCGACGGCCGCGUAACCGCCUGGACGCCCUCGACGCCCUUCUCCUCCACCACGCUCGCCGAAGCAUUCGCACAGCCAGGAGAUCAGAGGUACGGAUUGACGUUUGAUACGGAGGCGUAUUUUGGGGAGAGAGGGGUAGCGACGUUUUUUCCAGAGGUGGAGGUCAAGUUUGUGGUGAGGGAGGGGGGGAAAGGGGAGCAUUAUCAUGUGCCGGUGCUGCUGGGGCCGUUUGGUUAUACGACGUAUCGGGGGAGUUGA